GUUUUUCAACUAUAUGCUGUGUAUUUCAAAUCAGUCUCGUUUUUAACACAGGCGCAGUACCACUGGUCGACAGUGAAUUUCAUAAUUUUACACCGUUUUUUCAGCAGAUUUUUCACAUUUUGAUACAUUCAUAUUUGCAUCCAGAGAAAAUUAGCUAGAAAGUUUGCUACAUAUCUCGUGCAUUUAUAUUUAGAUAUUUUUUAAAGUCACAUUUUUGAGAGAAGGAGAAACGGUUCAAAAUGGUCAACUUUAAACAAACAUCAAUCGCAUUGCAACGUUUAUUUGUGUAUGGAACAUUAAAAUCCGGUCAACCAAACCAUAAUAUCUUACGUGAUCCGGCAAAUGGCUUAGCAAAAUAUUGGUGCAAAGCGACGACAACAACAAAAAUGCCACUUGUGAUUGGUACACGCUACAAUAUUCCAUUUUUAAUCAAUAAGCCAGGUGUGGGCAGCUAUGUUACGGGCGAAAUAUACGAAGUGGACGACAAAAUGAUGCAUAUUUUAGACAAUUUAGAGGAUUGUCAACGCAUCUACAAGCGUGCAAUUCAAGAUAUGAAUUUGGGCAUUGGCGAAGGGGUUGUUCCAUGCAAUGUUUUCUUGUUGGAUAAAUACCCAGAGCAUCUGCUGGAUUUGCCACACAUUACCGAGUACAAAAAUUGUGCCGAACAUCCGUACAUUAAGAAAACAUUACGAAAGCAUGUGUUAAAUGAUGAAGAUUUUACACCAGCUACAUCAGCGGCUGGUGCAGCCUAAAUAUCAUCCGUUUUAUAUCCGUUUUUUUUUUCAUUUCUAUUUCCAUUUUUUCUAUUUUCAAAUGAAGAAUAAGCAGCACAUUAAAAAAAAUUUAUAAUAAAUUUCUUGAUUGCGAUUAUUACUAUUGUAAGACAAUAAACGGCGAUCUGUUUUUUUUUUGUUGGUUCCAAUGUCAACAUUACUUUAAUAAAGUCAAUCCGAAUCGGUUUAUUUUUUUAUCAA
This is a messenger RNA of Sitodiplosis mosellana (orange wheat blossom midge), 974 nucleotides long. It is a transcript of the gene Tina-1, whose product is annotated as troponin C-akin-1 protein. Lineage: Eukaryota; Metazoa; Arthropoda; Insecta; Diptera; Cecidomyiidae. The coding region runs from base 240 to 752 and encodes 170 amino acids. The record is from RefSeq and is a predicted model, not a curated record. Gene Ontology annotation, molecular function: gamma-glutamylaminecyclotransferase activity. The transcript has 3 exons.